CUUGAACGUCAACUAAGACCGUCACCUUCAAUGCGGUAACUUGUAAUGCCUCCUCGAAUACCGGUGGCAUCGCGUCGCCUCCUGUCAUCGAGGCCAUUGUCCUUCACCAUUGUUGAACUCCAGCGACGCUCCGCCUCGAGCUCCGCAACAACACCGGAAGUCUACGAUGUCGUCUGUGUCGGAGGAGGCCCGGCAGGACUAAGCUUGCUCACAUCAUUGCGCGCGUCUCCGGUAACAAGCGCGCUCAAGGUUGCGCUGGUAGAGGGACAGGAUCUAUACAAGAGUCGACUACGGAGCGAUGCACCGCUGGAUAGCUUCUCGAAUAGAUGCAGCUCCUUGACACCGGCUUCCGUUCGGAAUCUCCAAGAAAUCGGUGCAUGGAACCAUGUUAAUCAUGCGCGAGUCCAGGCCUACCAGGAAAUGCAGGUAUGGGACGGCGUAUCUGACGCACGUAUCUCAUUCGACUGGGACUCGGCGAGGCCGCUUCUCUCCCCUAGAAAACCUACACAACCUACGACGAUUGCAUACAUGAUUGAAAAUGUCAAUACCACUACCGCACUUCUCUCCCGCCUCUCCGAACUGGGAGGUGUCGACAUCUUCUCGGCGUCCAGGGUGGAAUCAAUAGAGCUGGGAGCGGACACGGAACAGCUGGACUUGUCAUCGUGGCCGAUUGUCACUUUGUCAAAUGGACGCACGCUAGCAGCACGGCUACUCGUGGGUGCGGACGGAGCCAACAGCCCCGUGCGGACAUUCGCGGGGAUCGCCUCACGUGGCUUUGACUACAACAGACACGGUGUAGUUGCGUCGCUGAAGCUAGAAGGUCCUGGCUGGGGCGGUCCCAAUCACAAAAUUGCGUAUCAGCGUUUCCUGCCGACCGGUCCCAUCGCCAUGCUUCCUCUACCGGGAGACAUGGCCACUCUCGUGUGGAGUACGACACCCGAACGUGCGGCGACACUCAAGUCAUUGGCUCCGAACGACUUUGUUGCGAUGGUUAAUGCUGGGUUCAGACUUUCGCCGACGGAGCUCGAAUACCUGCACACGCUGCCCUCGGGUCAAGAGGAGGAGAUUGCAUGGAGAGAGAAACAUACUCGUGUUGAUGAGCGGAGCGUGCCCAUGCGGGUAGCAUCCGUUCAACAGGGGACAGUUGCCUCGUUUCCCUUGCGGAUGAGGCAUGCCGACACAUAUACAGGCGAGCGCGUUGCUCUGGUUGGAGAUGCAGCACAUACCAUCCACCCUUUGGCAGGACAGGGCCUCAACCAAGGUCAAGGAGACGCAGCAUCUCUGGCGCAAACAAUAUCAGAGGCAGUAAAGUCGGGACAGGAUAUUGGGUCUACGCUGGCUUUGGAGAGCUACAACAGCGACCGCUAUGCAGAGAACAAUACCAUGUUGGGCGUCUGCGAUAAGCUGCAUCGUUUAUACAGCACAGAGGCCUGGCCCGUAGUUGGCUUGAGGAGUGUGGGUCUCCGCGCUGUGGAUGCCAUGGGUCCUCUGAAGGGGUUUUUGAUGGGCAGAGCGGCUGGUGGUUCGUAGAUACCAUGUUGUAUUAUAUCAGAUAUUGUAUAGUAGAGGAAGAAGGCCCUCGAGCGACAGUAAUAUCUGCCUCCGCGCUAGAACCUACAAUGGAAAAGGCCUGAUGAUAUCACUUCUUAGAAUCCUUGCGACAUUACUGAGCAA
Molecule: messenger RNA, 1674 nt
Organism: Westerdykella ornata
Lineage: Eukaryota; Fungi; Ascomycota; Dothideomycetes; Pleosporales; Sporormiaceae
Product: ubiquinone biosynthesis hydrox
Exons: 2
Coding region: 46-1530 (494 amino acids)
Biological process (GO): ubiquinone biosynthetic process
Cellular component (GO): mitochondrion
Molecular function (GO): oxidoreductase activity, acting on paired donors, with incorporation or reduction of molecular oxygen, NAD(P)H as one donor, and incorporation of one atom of oxygen; FAD binding; 2-octaprenyl-6-methoxyphenol hydroxylase activity
Source: RefSeq, a predicted model, not a curated record